GCGGCGCCGCCUGGCGAGGCCCGGACCGGGCUUUGUCCGCCCCGGAGCCCCCUCCCUGCGCCGCCAAAACCUCAGAGCACGCGCCCUGCGCCCGCCCCAGCCCAAGAGCUCAGGAAGGGCCGGCGGAGCUGUGCGGAGGGAGAGGACGACCCAGGCCCUAGGUGCCCCAGCCUGCCCAGCACUGCAAGAGCUGAAGAUGACAAGCUCUAUGGCACCCUACGAGCAGCUGGUGCGGCAGGUGGAGGCCUUGAAGGCCGAGAACAGUCACCUGAGGCAGGAGCUUCGUGAUAACUCAAGCCACCUAUCCAAGCUGGAGAAUGAGACGUCAGGCAUGAAGGAGGUCCUGAAGCACUUACAGGGCAAGCUGGAGCAGGAGGCCCGAGCGCUGGUGUCCUCGGGGCAGACGGAAGUGCUGGAGCAGCUGAAAGCCCUGCAGAUGGACAUCACCAGCCUGUACAACCUCAAGUUCCAGCCCCCGGCUCUGGCCCCUGAGCCUGCUGCCCGGACCCCUGACGGAAGUCCGGUACACAGCUCCGGGCCCUCCAAGGACAACUUUGGGGAGUUGAGCCGGGCUACCAUCCGGCUGCUGGAGGAACUAGACCGGGAACGGUGUUUCCUGUUGAAUGAGAUUGAGAAGGAAGAGAAGGAGAAGCUCUGGUAUUACUCGCAGCUUCAGGGCCUGUCCAAGCGUCUGGACGAGCUCCCACACGUGGAAACGCAGUUCUCGAUGCAGAUGGAUCUGAUUCGGCAGCAGCUAGAGUUCGAGGCCCAGCACAUUCGCUCGCUGAUGGAGGAGCGCUUCGGCACCUCGGACGAGAUGGUGCAGCGGGCACAGAUCCGUGCCUCCCGCCUGGAGCAGAUCGACAAGGAACUACUGUCCGCGCAGGACCGGGUGCAGCAGACCGAGCCCCAGGCCUUGCUGGCAGUGAAGUCAGUGCCAAUGGACGAGGACCCUGAGACUGAGGUCCCCACUCAUCCUGAGGAUGGUGCCCCUCAACCUGGCAAUAGCAAGGUGGAGGUGGUCUUCUGGCUGCUGUCCAUGUUGGCGACGCGUGACCAGGAGGACACGGCACGGACGCUGCUGGCUAUGUCCAGCUCACCUGAGAGCUGCGUGGCCAUGCGCCGCUCCGGCUGCCUGCCGCUGCUACUGCAGAUCCUGCAUGGCACUGAGGCGGGGGUUGGGGGUCGUAACGGAGCCCCAGGGGCUCCAGGAGCCAAGGACGCGCGCAUGCGCGCCAACGCAGCGCUGCACAACAUCGUCUUCUCCCAGCCGGACCAGGGUCUGGCGCGCAAGGAGAUGCGCGUCCUGCAUGUGCUUGAGCAGAUCCGCGCCUAUUGUGAGACCUGCUGGGACUGGCUGCAGACCCGCAACAGCGGGCCAGAGGGAGCCGGCGCCGGCGGUGCUCCAGUCCCCAUUGAGCCGCAGAUCUGCCAGGCCACCUGCGCCGUGAUGAAGCUGUCCUUCGACGAGGAAUACCGCCGCGCCAUGAACGAGCUGGGUGGGCUGCAGGCUGUGGCGGAGUUACUGCAGGUCGACUAUGAGAUGCACAAGAUGACCCGGGACCCUCUCAACCUGGCCCUGCGCCGAUAUGCUGGCAUGACCCUCACCAACCUCACCUUUGGGGAUGUCGCCAACAAGGCCACACUGUGUGCCCGGCGGGGCUGCAUGGAGGCCAUCGUGGCCCAGCUGGCAUCUGAGAGCGAGGAGCUGCACCAGGUCGUUUCCAGCAUCUUGCGCAACCUGUCUUGGAGGGCUGACAUCAACAGCAAGAAGGUGCUGAGGGAGGUGGGCAGCAUGACCGCCCUGAUGCAAUGCGUCCUUCGAGCCUCCAAGGAGUCCACCCUGAAAAGCGUGCUCAGCGCCCUGUGGAACCUCUCGGCUCACAGCACAGAGAACAAGGCUGCCAUCUGCCAGGUGGACGGCGCCCUGGGCUUCCUGGUGAGCACACUGACCUACAAGUGCCAGAGCAACUCACUGGCCAUCAUCGAGAGCGGCGGUGGCAUCCUGCGCAACGUGUCCAGCCUCAUCGCCACGCGGGAGGACUACAGGCAGGUGCUGCGGGACCACAACUGCCUGCAGACACUGCUGCAACACCUGACUUCGCACAGCCUGACCAUCGUGAGCAAUGCCUGUGGCACACUCUGGAACCUGUCUGCCCGUAGCCCUCGCGACCAGGAGCUACUGUGGGACCUGGGCGCCGUGGGCAUGCUGCGCAACCUGGUACACUCAAAGCACAAGAUGAUCGCCAUGGGCAGUGCUGCCGCCCUGCGCAACCUGCUGGCCCACCGGCCCGCCAAGUACCAGGCAGCUGCCACUGCCAUCUCCCCUGGCGCCUGUGUGCCCAGCCUGUAUGUGCGCAAGCAGCGGGCUCUGGAAGCAGAGCUGGAUGCGAGGCACCUGGCACAGGCGCUCGAUCACCUGGAAAAGCAGGGCCUUCCUGAGGCCGAGGCUGCCUCCAAGAAGCCACUGCCACCCCUGCGGCACCUGGAUGGCCUCGCCCAGGACUACGCCUCUGACUCGGGCUGCUUCGACGAUGACGAUGCACCCUCUCUGGCUGCUGCCGCAGCCACUGCCACAGCCGAGCCUGCCAGCCCUGCCAUGCUGUCCCUCUUCCUGGGCAGCCCCUUCCUGCAGGGGCAGGCACUGGCCCGUGCCCCCACUGCCCGCCGUGGUGGCCUGGAGACAGAGAAGGAGACCGGGGGGGAGGCAGCCGUGGCAGCCAGGGCCAAGGCCAAGUUGGCACUGGCAGUGGCGCGUAUCGACCGGCUGGUGGAGGAUAUCUCUGCCCUGCACACCUCGUCUGAUGACAGCUUCAGCCUCAGCUCUGGGGAUCCUGGGCAGGAGGCCCCACGGGAGGGCCGUGCCCAAUCCUGCUCACCCUGCCGGGGGCCUGACGGUGGACGGCGGGAGGCCAGUAGCCGAGCUCACCCACUGCUGCGGCUCAAGGCAGGGCACACCAGCCUCUCCAAUGACAGCCUUAACAGUGGCAGCACCAGCGACGGGCACUGUCCACGUGAGCACUCGCGGCCCUGUCCUCUGGUCACACUGGCUGAGCACCGAGAGGGGCCUCCGUGUGGUCAGGCACGGCCUAGCCGGCUUGACCUUGGCCUGGCCAAUGGCAAGCCUGAGCCGGCAGCCCGGGACACCACAGCUACAGAUGCCCAUGUGCGCACCAUCAAGCUGUCACCUACUUACCAGCAUGUGCCACUGCUUGAGGGCACAACCAGGGUGGGUGCAGGGUCCCUGGCCCCUGGGGCCCGUAAACAGGCCUGGCUGCCCACAGAGGGCCUAAGCAAAGCGCCUGAGAAGCUGGCAGUGGAGACGGCACCUCUCAGCCUGUCCCACUGCAGCUCCCUGUCCUCACUGUCCUCGGCCGGCCGCCCAGGGCCCAGUGAGGCUGGGGACCUGGACGACAGUGAUUCAUCCCUGGAGGGGCUAGAGGAGGCCGGUCCCAGUGAGGCAGAACUGGAGGGGGCCUGGCGGGGGCCAGUGGCUGCCUCCCUGCCCAUGGCCAUCCCGGCACCCCGGCGGGGCCGGGGCCUGGGGCUGGAGGACGCCACACCCUCCAGCUCAUCUGAGAAUUGCGUGCAGGAGACCCCACUGGUGCUGAGCCGCUGCAGCUCAGUCAGCUCACUGGGCAGCUUUGAGAGCCCAUCCAUUGCUAGUUCUAUUCCCAGCGACCCAUGCAGCGGGCUGGGCAGCGGCACAGUAAGCCCCAGUGAACUGCCCGACAGCCCUGGGCAAACAAUGCCACCAAGCCGCAGCAAGACGCCACCGCUGGCCCAGGCACCACCAGGCGAGCGUGAGGCCACCCAGUUCAGCCUGCAGUGGGAGAGCUAUGUGAAGCGCUUCCUGGACAUUGCUGACUGCCGUGAGCGCUGCCGGCUGCCAUCGGAGCUGGACGCAGGCAGUGUGCGCUUUACUGUAGAAAAGCCCGAUGAGAACUUCUCCUGUGCUUCCAGCCUCAGUGCAUUAGCUCUGCAUGAGCUCUACGUACAGAAGGACGUGGAGCUGCGGCUGCUGCCCCCCACCUGCCCAGAGCGCAGCAGCGGUGGAGGUGGAGGCCCUGGACACCGGCGGCGGGAUGAGACUGGUGGUCGCCUGGAAGGGCCACCAUCCACAGACCAGGAGCUGGAGCUUCUUCGCGAGUGCUUGGGUGGGGCCGUGCCCGCCCGGCUCCGCAAGGUGGCCUCAGCACUGAUGCCUGGCCGCCGUGCGCUGCCUGUGCCCGUCUACAUGCUUGUGCCUGCCCCGGCCCGGGAGGACGACUCUUGCACUGACUCGGCUGAUGGCACACCUGUCAAUUUCUCCAGUGCCGCCUCACUCAGCGAUGAGACGCUGCAGGGACCCUCUAGGAACAGCGGGCGUGUGGAGGGGGAGAAGCCUGCAGGCCGCGCCACCCCCUCCAGGCAGCCUACUGGGCACCGGCACAGGGCAGGAGGUGUGGGCCGCAGCUUGGAGCAGCCCCGGGGGGCUGGCAGAAGCCGGGCAGGGCUGGACCUACCCCUCCGCCGGCCCCCGAGCACCUGUGGGGAUAAGGAUGGCUCCCGCCCAGGCCAGGUGCAUGGGGAUGGGGCCCGGCAGUCUCUGUGCCUCACGACACCCACUGAGGAGGCUGUGUACUGCUUCUAUGGCAAUGAUUCGGAUGAGGAGCCAUCCACAAGGGUGGCAGCAGCGCCCCCGCGGAGGGCAUCGGCAAUCCCUAGGGCAGUGAAGAGGGAGCGCCUAGUUGGGGGCAGGAAGGAGGUGCAAGCUGUGCCCAAGGCCGCGCCCAAGGCCGCACCACCUGCCCGGGCUCAGCCUAGCCUCAUCGCAGAUGAAACACCACCAUGCUACUCCCUGAGCUCCUCAGCUAGCUCCCUCAGUGAUCCUGAGCCCUCUGAGCAUGCAGCCAACUGGUCCCGAGCCCGUGAGCCAGGGGUCACCAAAGACCCGGGCCCAGGGGGCAGGAGGGAUGGCUCCCCCAGUCCUCGGGCAGAGGCAGAGCUGCUGCGGCGCUGCAUUGGCUCAGCCAUGCCCAGGCGCCAGCCCCAGGUGUCCGGCCCCAGGCGUCGCCAGCCCCAGCCCCAGCCCCAAGCUGCACAGUCAGAGGAGCGGCCGGCAGAGGGGCCCCGGGAGCUGGGAGAAGAGGCGGCGGGCUCCGACCGAGCCUCAGACCUGGACAGUGUUGAGUGGCGGGCCAUCCAGGAGGGCGCCAACUCCAUUGUCACCUGGUUGCACCAGGCCGCAGCAGCAGCCACCCGAGAGGCCUCGUCUGAGUCAGAUUCUGUUCUGUCCUUUGCAUCGGGGCUGUCAGUGGGCUCCACCUUACAGCACUCUCUGCACAGGAAAGGGCGACGGCCAAGGGCAGAAGGCCAGGCAGGCAGUACCAAGCGGCCAGAGAAAGGGGACACGGCCCUUGCCCAGCGCAGCAGCGGCCCAGAGAAGCCACGUGGCACUCAGAAGACUGCAUCAGGGGUGCCAGCUGUGCUCCGGGGACGGACAGUGAUCUACGUGCCCAGCCCAGCCACCCGGGCCCAGCCCAGAGGUGCCCCCGGCCCCCGAGCUGUGCCGAGAAAGAUGGGAGCCCCAAGCGCUGUGCAGCCAGCAGCCCCUGGCCCUGGACAGCAGCGGUCUCGGAGCCUGCACCGGCCAGGCAAGAUCUCGGAACUGGCAGCACUGAGCCCCCCUCAAAGGAGCGCCACGCCACCGGCCCGCCUGGCCAAAACCCCUUCAUCGAGCUCCUCACAGACCUCCCCCGCCUCCCAGCCUCUGCCCAAGAGAUCACCCCCGGCUGCCCAGGCUACAGGGCCCCUGCCUGGCCCUGGGGCCUCUCCAGUGCCCAAGACUCCUGCACGAGCCCUGCUGGCCAAACAGCACAAGACACAGAAGUCACCCGUGCGGAUCCCCUUCAUGCAGAGGCCUGCCAGGCGGGGGCCGCCACCACUGGCCAGGGCAGCCCCGGAGCCAGGCCCCAGAGGCCGGGCAGGGUCUGAGGGAGGCCCGGCCACUAGAGGGGGCCGCCUGGGUCUGGUGCGUGUGGCCUCCGCGCGCUCCACCGGCAGCGAGUCCUCGGACCGCUCUGGUUUCCGGCGGCAGCUGACCUUCAUCAAGGAGUCGCCCGGCCUGCUGCGCCGUCGACGCUCUGACCUUUCUGCACCGGAGGCCCCCACCCCCGCCACCCAGGCCGGCUCGCCCCGCCGUGGCCGGCCAGCACUACCCGCCGUCUUCCUCUGCUCCUCGCGCUGUGACGAGCUGCGGGCCCCCCGGCAGGCCCCGGCUUCCCAGCGUCCCCCCGCAGCCCGGACAGGCGCCGGCGAGCGGCCGCCCCGACGCACAAGCUCCGAGAGCCCUUCCCGCCUGCCAGUCCGCACGCCGGCAGCCCGGCCCGAGACAGUCAAGCGCUAUGCCUCCCUGCCUCACAUCAGCGUGGCCCGCAGGCCCGACGCCGCCGCACCCAGGCCCGUGGUGGACGCCGCUCGCCGCAGCAGCGAUGGGGAGGCCCGGCCGCUGCCCAGGGUGGCCGCGCCGGGCACCACGUGGCGUCGCAUCCGGGACGAGGACGUCCCGCACAUCUUGCGGAGCACUCUGCCCGCCACUGCCCUGCCACUGAUAGGCUCCUCGCCCGAGGAGGGUCCGGCCGGCCCACCACAGCGCAAGACCAGCGACGCCGUAGUCCAGACAGAAGACUUCGCUGCCACCAAGACCAACUCCAGCACUUCCCCCAGCCUGGAGAGCAGGGCCCCCCCUCAGGCCACGGCCGGUGGCCCCACCUCUCUACUCGGCAGCGAUGUCGACGGGCCAGGCCCCACCAAGGCGCCCGCCACCGCCCCCUUCAUCCACGAGGGCCUGGGGGUGGCUGCAGGGGUCUUCCCCGCCAGCCGGCACGGCUCCCCCAGCCGCGCAGCCCGCGUUCCCCCCUUCAACUAUGUGCCCAGCCCCAUGGUGGCCGCUACCACUGACUCGGCCGUGGAGAAAGCCCCCGCCCCCGCCCCCACAAGCCUCCUGGAAUAGCGGCCAGGGGUGGCCUUCCAGAACAUCCUCUACAGGCUCAGGGCCCGUCUGGCUGCCC
Sus scrofa (pig) is the source of this 7052-nucleotide messenger RNA. It is a transcript of the gene APC2, whose product is annotated as APC regulator of WNT signaling pathway 2. Gene Ontology annotation, cellular component: beta-catenin destruction complex; cytoplasmic microtubule; catenin complex. Lineage: Eukaryota; Metazoa; Chordata; Mammalia; Artiodactyla; Suidae. Gene Ontology annotation, molecular function: beta-catenin binding; microtubule binding; gamma-catenin binding. Gene Ontology annotation, biological process: negative regulation of canonical Wnt signaling pathway; pattern specification process; cell fate specification. The record is from RefSeq and is marked provisional.